Leptopilina heterotoma is the source of this 1929-nucleotide messenger RNA. Its product is annotated as hybrid signal transduction histidine kinase G-like. The record is from RefSeq and is a predicted model, not a curated record. Bases 96 to 1679 code for a protein of 527 amino acids. The transcript has 2 exons. Gene Ontology annotation, molecular function: protein binding. Lineage: Eukaryota; Metazoa; Arthropoda; Insecta; Hymenoptera; Figitidae.
AUCAAGUUCACUCUUGUGAUUCCUACUUCACGUUAUUUUGCUUUAUUUAUUAUUUUCCAACUGUUUUUCUCGUUUUUCUUUAAAGUUCUUGAAAAAUGAAUAAUCAAAAAUCUCCCGUGAGGAGAUACUCGCUGAGAAAACGAUUAAAAACCGAAGGAGUUCAAAAAAAUGAUCCAGUGUCCUGCAAAGAGAAAAAUUUACGAAAAUUGAAAGCAAUGUUGAAAUUUUUCACCGACAAAAAACAGGAUCUCAUCGCUGAAUUAAAAUUAAACGAUUGCAUUCGUCUCAUGAUGUUGGAAACUCAAAUAACCGAAAUACUCGAUUUUUCCCAAUUUCAAGGAGCAGGGGAUAAAAAUGGAACGAUUGGAGACAAAUUAUUACACGAGGCGAUCGAAAAAAAAAAUCUCUCGCUUCUCAAGAAGUUAAUAAAAAAUCAAGUUCUCCAAAAAUCCAUUUGUCAUCACGAAUUAACGCCACUGAUGGAAUUAAUCGCCAAAGGACGUUCAGAAUGGAUUGACUUAUUCUACAAAGCCGGCUAUUCUUUUAAGGGAGAGAAAACAAAGAGUGGAUUGCCAAUUUUACAUUUUGCUCUUCAACAAGAAUUCAUUUCCAAAGAGUUGAUAAAAAAAUUACUAUCCUACGGAGUUGAAUUAUCAUCAACCGAUAGUAAUGAUCUCACGCCUCUGCAUUUUUUGCUGUCAAAUCAAGUGAAUUUGCCGAAUUACGGAAAAAUGGAAUUUGUCAAAUUAUUCCUGAAAUUCGGCGCUAAUCCAAAUUCAAGUUCAAAAUUAACUGGCGAGACACCACUUCACACGGCCGUUCGCAAUAGAAAUUGCUACGCAGUUAUACAUUUAUUACUCUACAAUGCGAAUGUAAAUGUAAAAAAUGUCAACAAUGAUACGGCAUUUCAUUUAAUUGCCGAUCGACUCGAGAGAAAAUUUUCAAAGCUAACCGUUCAGGAGGAUAAAAUUUCACUCGCAUUCGUCAAGCAUAUUUAUUGGAUGAAAUUAAAUUCCAAAGAAAUUGAUAAACAAAUCACGAGUCAUCGUAAUGGGAAAAUUUUCAAACACAAUAAACACACAAAAAUUACUUCGAAAAAUAAUGAUGAACAACAUUUAAAUGUUAUUUCAAUUUUAACAAAAUCUGAAAAUCAAUUAAUGAGGAUAUUCAAUCAAAAUUCUCUCAAUAUUUCCAGUGUGAUUGAAAGAAGUCCCUAUUGCUAUUGGAAGCGUCAUUUCAAAUUUCGCAUUAAAACGGCAAAAUUGCGAUUUAUUCUCAUGAAUAAAUGUGAAAUGGAAUUUAUGAAAUUUACCCAUUUGCCAUCGAUUUUUGUUCAAAUGGUGUUGAAAAAAUUGUCGACCGUUGAAUUAAGGAGUUUAUUCGCUGCACUUUGUCCAAAAAGUUUUAUGGAGAAAAUCAAAAUUGAAUCGAUUAAAUUAACGGAGGAUGAAGAUGAUUAUGAAAUGUCAUCGACUGCUAAUUAUUCGACUGAUGAAAAUGAUAAUGGUCAUGAUAAUGAUGACGAUGAUGGCGAGGACGACGAUGAUGAUGAUGACGAGGAUAUGGAUGAUGACGACGAUGACGAGGAUGAUGACGACGACGAUAAUGAAAACUACUUCGAUGUUGAUGACGAUGAUGACGAAGUUGAUUAUCGUAUCAGAAUGCUGAUGAUACUUUGACUUCUUUUUUGAUUUCAAUUUGUCAGGGAAACAAAAUUCAUCGCCAGAAAAGAAAAGAAAAAAAUUCAUCGUCGUAAGAAAAGAGCAAAGAAAAUAAUGAAAAAUCGGGAAAAAGUGACGAUAAAAAUUCACAUUCGAUUCGAUUUCGAAUUUAUUAACAAUUUUUCAUAUAAAAAAAUUGUGCGGAGAAAAAGAAAUAAUUCAAAACAUUAAUUAAUUUAGUAUUUAAAUUCAAAUUUAAUUAGAUAAU